AUGGCGGGAAACGGACAACAUAACCCCCCGUUCAACUGGUAUGACGAUGAGUAUUUGAGGAGCCUCUUUUUGGACGUGGCCUUUCCUCCGAUCAUGGGCGGAGGCGGGUCGCAGACAUAUGAGCCUGGAUCGACUCAAGUACAGCAUGACCCUAAUUCGAUUCAAGACAUCCAACCCGAUCAUCCCCAGUAUCCCGGGGGUCCUCUGGCCCAGGGUUUCCCGGCUGGAAAUACUCUGGGUUAUCCUAAUGCUCAGACGUCCCUGGGUGUUCCAGCGGCGUCCCCUUUGCCGCACGGAAACCCUCAGUUGAAUCCAGCCUUCCAGAAUGGUGCCUAUCCGGGGCAUUCAAUGUAUACUCGGCCGAACCAGACCACAGUUGGGCCUGUUCCGAUGCACGAAGGCCCUCUCUUGGACCAGGGCUUCCAGGAUGAAACUACUACUCAUCGACAACCCAAUAUUCACCCGGGCCCUAACUACCCCACUGGGACGCUUAAUUCCCCUCAGGCUCAAUACCCAGGUGUUCCGCCGCAAUUUACUACCUACCAGCCGAUAGGCGAUAGCCCCGGCCCCAACAACUUCAGGGCCUCGAUCCCUUUUGAAGCCCAAUCGAAUGACCAGGGUGGUUCCGAUAAUAGACCGUAUCGAGAGCAGUUCACUAAAAUCUAUAAGAUGCUUGGGGAUCUGUUGCACAGCAACGGCCCUUCUUUUGACCGCUCGCCUUGGAACCAACUGAGCAUAGAGCUUCAAACAGCGUUGCUCAUGGUCAAUGAGGUCAUCGACAACAGCCUCGGAUCUGACCAAAGUGCGAAUGUCGUUGACGGGCGAUUUCAAUGCCUUCUCUGCCGCCCAAACGAGAGAAGAGCUUUCAAGAACAAAGGCACAUUCAGAAGACACGUCAGGGAUCAACAUCACCCAGAUUGCCUCUAUCAUUGUGGCAUAUGCUACCCUUCGGAUAAAGCGAAGUUUAGAAGAAAGGAUAAACACCAUGAACACAUGAGGAACACACACUUUGGGCAAAAAUUAACCAGGGAACAGCUGGCGGCUCUCACUGAGCACCUUAAUCCACCCCUAGUCUGCGCACUUUGCCCCAGGGGUGUUGGGACGUGGGACGAGUUUUUCGAAUGCCUUUGCCGACAUUGUUCAAUAUCCAAGGGGAAUAGGAGCCAAGGUGACAGUCCAGAUAAUGACGACAGCGACGGGGAUGAUGACGACGAAGGCCACAGACGCCAUGGAGGUGCUCGCAAUGGUCACGGUAAUGGUCAAUCGCACUUUUAUCCAAAUGGCAACGGGAACUCUGGCAACAUGGGAAACGGUGGCCAGCCUCAUCAGUUCGACGGAUAUCCGUUUGAGAGCUCUGGCGCCGGUAACGGCGCUGGCUCUUUUCGAAACCGCGAUGCGGCGAACGGAAAGAUUAGACCUUCGGACCAGGCUAAUUCUCAAAAACCUGUCUUUGAAAACACUGCGACUAGAUCAAACAGGCCUGGAAUCUCACAGCCAAACCCGAUUCUCCCAGGUACAAUACACCAGAAAGAAUCAAAGUUCAAUGACCCCGGACUGUGGGUAGAUGGAUUCACUCAUAUUACUCGGACUUUCAACACAGAACUCGCUCUCCGCCCCAAUAGCCUCAGUUGGAAAGGCCAUGGAGAUUUGGGCAAGCAGAACGGGGAGGGGCAGCUUGUUUCUGACAAACAGUCAGCAUCAUCACCAGUCAAUAAAAAGAUUCAGCAAGAGUUUCAACGAUUAAGAUUCUUCGAGGGCGUGUUGUACGAAAACCAAAAACAGGGGACUUUUCUCUCCUACUUCCACGAAACACUCGUUAUCUUAGCCCCUGGUCGGCCUAUCGCGUGGUCGAUGCAAGAUAUAUCAUACCUGAGGGCUGAAUUGAGCUCAGAGAAGCCGCCCGAGAUUCCUGGCGAUCACUUAUUCUACCUAGCGAGAGGGAAAGAUCAUAGUACCUCUGAAGCGAACCUUGAAACGGCUAGGCGAGCAUCAAAAAGGCGAGCACAUUUGAAAGUUCGUAUUCGGGCAAUCGCUGGAGUCCUAGCUCUUCGUGCAGCAGUCUCCAAGACACCCGCCGCCACCGUCGAGAACAGUGAAGUUGGCAACGAAAUUGACGACGCAGCUGACAACGAAGUUGGCCAUGAAGCCAACGACGGCUGGGAACUCGGGAUUCCAUUUCCUCCACACGCGUCUCAGGAAGAGGAAAUAAAGAUUGUGACUUGGUUAAUCCAAAUGUUGGUGUUCCUUUUGGGAAUGCAGUCGAAACCAAAGGUUUCUUUGAUGUUGGCGGACGACUCGUUCGGGGUAUCCUGGUUGACUUGA
Aspergillus puulaauensis is the source of this 2322-nucleotide messenger RNA. Its product is annotated as putative C2H2 zinc finger domain protein. NCBI's taxonomy places the organism in Eukaryota, Fungi, Ascomycota, Eurotiomycetes, Eurotiales, Aspergillaceae. Bases 1 to 2322 code for a protein of 773 amino acids. The transcript has 3 exons. The record is from RefSeq and is a predicted model, not a curated record.